This is a messenger RNA of Anthonomus grandis grandis, 1445 nucleotides long. Its product is annotated as polyprenol reductase. Gene Ontology annotation, biological process: polyprenol catabolic process; dolichol-linked oligosaccharide biosynthetic process. Bases 314 to 1225 code for a protein of 303 amino acids. The record is from RefSeq and is a predicted model, not a curated record. NCBI's taxonomy places the organism in Eukaryota, Metazoa, Arthropoda, Insecta, Coleoptera, Curculionidae. Gene Ontology annotation, cellular component: endoplasmic reticulum. The transcript has 5 exons. Gene Ontology annotation, molecular function: 3-oxo-5-alpha-steroid 4-dehydrogenase activity.
AUAACCUAGAAUUUCUGACAUUUGAAAUUUUUGUAAAUAUUUGUUUUAUUUUUUUUAUAUUAUGUGAAAGUUUGGAAAGUCUCUAAGAUUUCAAAUGGAUUCAUUUGCGGUCAUACCGUUGCAAUUUGUUCGUGUUCGUCCUCCUUAACUAGUUCAAAUUAUUGCUUUAAUUUUUUAAUAAUUUUAUUUAAAUUUAAAGAUGAAUUAAAUAUUUUUUACUAUUGUGAUCCUUUUGCCAAAGCAACCUAAAUGUUUUAAUGAUAUUUUACAUUUCAACAUAUCUUAUUAAAAAUACUUAUCCCUUACAUGCACAAUGAAUUUUAUCCAAGCCCUCUUUAGCCUGAUGGCAGCCAGUGUUAUAAUGUUUUCGACUGUAAUCAAUCUCUUUGAAUCAAAAUUGCCAAAUUUUUUUUCACAAAUAUUUCGCUAUGGAAAAUUUGCUGCAGAAAGAAAAUCUUGCCUUGCCAUUGAAGUACCAAAAUCCUGGUUCAAGCAUUUUUAUUAUGCCGCUAUCUUUGAAUAUAUGUACGCUUUUGGAUUGGUUAUUGCAGUGUAUUUUUUUGGACUGCCAGUACCUGAAAUCAUAAAACAAAUUUUGGAUUUGGUUUGUGGAGUUAAUAGAGUAUCUUUUAUUCCAAAACAUAAGGUAUUUAUCUCUAUGUAUUUGAUGACUAUGCAAGUAUACCGUCGAUAUUAUGACACUCAAUAUAUAUCAGUCUAUGGUGAAAAAAGCAAAAUGAAUCUUUCACAUUAUUUAAUAGGAAUGAUUUAUUAUCCUGGAGCAGCAAUGGCUAUUCUUUGUGAGGCCCCUUUAUUUGCUAAUGCACCAGAUUCUAUAAACAAUGCUGAUAUUGACUUACUUUCAACUUCUUUUUCUGAUAUACUAGCAGUUCUAAUAUUCCUUAUAGCAUGGAAGCACCAGCAAAUUUGUACACAAAUAUUGGCAGACCUCAGGAAAAAUGAAAAGGGUGAUAUAGUGACACAUGAGUAUAAACUUCCACAAGGAGAUUGGUUUGAAUACUUGUCCUGCCCCCAUCAAACAGCAGAAAUUAUAAUGUACAGCUGUCUGAUGUGGAUUUUAUGGUACAAUAUUACUUGGUCCUUUAUUUUCAUAUGGGUUGUUGCAAACCAGGUGGAAACAAUUAUGUUGUCGCAUUGGUGGUAUCAAGAAAAAUUUGAAGAUUUUCCCAAAAAAAGAAAAGCUUUAAUACCUUUCAUAUAUUAAGCUUUAAUUGUUAUGAAUGUAAUUUCAAUUUUAAAACACAAAUAUUUUCAUAUCGUCUGAUUAGCACUUCAAUAUCUUUGUCAGCUGCCUUAUUGUUGCCAUGUUCCUUCUUAAAUUAUUGAUAACUUUUUUAAGAUCUAUUAUAUAAUAUUUACACAACAGUUAAAUUUUACUAUUCUUGUUAAAGACUAUUCAAUAAAAGAUCUUGUGUCCUAUGAAA